Molecule: messenger RNA, 639 nt
Organism: Solanum dulcamara
Lineage: Eukaryota; Viridiplantae; Streptophyta; Magnoliopsida; Solanales; Solanaceae
Exons: 2
Coding region: 1-639 (212 amino acids)
Source: RefSeq, a predicted model, not a curated record
AUGGCUGUGAUAACCAAUGAAAAAAAUGAGUUAAUCCCUACAAGAACAGUGACUGGGUGGUGCAUAUGCAUGGACUACAGAAAGUUGAAUGAUGCAACAAGAAAAGAUCACUACCAUGUGUCGUUCAUUGACCAAAUACUUGAUAGGUUAGAAGGCCAAGAAUACUACUGUUUCUUAGACAGAUAUUCAGGUUACAAUCAAAUCACCAUUGCACCAGAGGAUCAAGAAAAGACAACAUUCACAUGCCCUUAUGGGACUUACACAUUCAAGUAUAUGUCAUUUGGCCUUUGUAAUGCUCCUACCACUUUUCAGAGAUGUACAAAAGUGAUUGUUUUUACUGACCAUGCAGCUCUUAGGUACCUAUUCAACAAGAAAGAUGCCAAGCCAAGGCUCAUCAGAUGGAUUCUGUUGAUACAAGAAUUCAAUAUUGAAAUCAAAGAUAGAAGGGGAUGCAAAAAUCAAAUAGCAGACUAUCUAUCAAGAUUAGAGGGUUCGCCCCAUGUGGCUAAACAAAAGCUGAUAAAAGAGGAAUUUCCGGAUGAGCAACUGCUGGAAAUAGAGGUACAAGAUCUCCCAUGGUACGCAGAUAUUGUGAACUACCUUGUUAGUAGAGUGUUCCCUCCUGAUGCUACCUCAUAA